AUGGUUAUGAUUUUGAUGUUUAUUUUGCUUGUUCUGUUGGAUUCUUCAGAAUCAGGCCGUGCUCCAACCUGGGGUUCCUGUGGCUGUUAUUGGGCUGAAUGGGAGGGUUGGUCUGAUUGCAAUGCUGCUUGUGGCGGAGGACGUAGGUACAGGACAAGGAAGGUAUGGCACAACGAUGUACCUGAAUGUAAUACUUUUGGGCAUUGCGCAAGCAACGACAUGGGCUAUAAUUACGGAGAUUGCAAUACUUUUUGUUACCAAGGAACGUACAAUUCCUAUUGUAGUUGUCAAGCAGGAUGGUAUGGGAGUUGUUGUGAAAAUCAAAUAACAUGUGGAAAUCCGGGUAAAAUAAGCAAUGGACAAGUGACCGGAUCCACUUAUACAUACGACAGUACAAUUUCGUAUCAUUGCAAUCUGUACUAUAAUCUAACUGGUGGAACCAGAACUAGGAGAUGUCGAAUCAAUAGCGUAUGGAGCGGUCGUAAACCCCGUUGUGCAUUUGUGAAUUCCUGUGCCAGUAACCCUUGCCAAAACAAUGGAACCUGUGUUAAUGGAUUGGAUCGAUAUGACUGUGUUUGUACAAAAAGCUUCACGGGGAAAAAUUGUGAAACAGAUAUCCAGCCUCCAGUAAUGACUGGUUGUCAUGACAACAAGACAGUCUAUUCUUCAAAACCUGAAAUUUUCCUUAACUGGACAGCACCCAGCUUUUAUGACCCAGUAGGAAAAACCUUAACGGUUUCAACUAAUUAUCCCGAAAACAGCUGGGAAUUUCCAUGGGGAGAUUUUACAGUUCAGUAUGUGGCUCUGAAACCCUCAAAUGGUUUGCGAACAAGCUGUUUAUUCAAUGUAAAAGUCCGACCUCAUCCUUGUCAGGAUCUAAAUAUUCCCCAAAAUGGAGCAAAAGUUUGUAAUGGUUGGAAAACUGAUUAUGGUGAAUUUUGUCUGGUCUUCUGUGGCCCUGAGUACAGUUUGGAUAUGAGAUUCAGCCAUCGACAGUGGUAUGUCUGCGGAGCAAGUGGAAGAUGGGCACCAGAUGGAACUAUGCCUCACUGCACAGGAAUUUUUUCCACAACGGAUGAUGACAGAUUCAGAUACAAUAACUGCUCUUCUACAGAUGAGAUCAGCAAUAUACAAGAAACCUAUCUUACGGCUCUUAAAUCAUCUGUGUAUAAUUACUUCUGCUCCAAAUUCAGUGAUCUUUGUCAUAAAGAAAAUGUUCAAGUCUUUUGCACAUGAAAAUGAUCAGAACAUCAUUAUAACAUUAGCAUACUAGUAUUAUACUGCAUUUAAUGUGCUUUUUCUAUAUACAUGUACAAUGUAUUUAUUUUCAAUAACAUACAUGUUUUUGAGGCAGCACUUCCACAGAAGCCCUCGACCCUCCGUUGAUACCUCAUCUGCGGUACAUUUGAUGUGUUUUAACCCUUUUUCGAAGACAUUUUCUGAAAAUAUCCGUUCAUUCCCUUUCUCCAUAAUUAAUCUGACAUUUAUAUAUUUAUUCCCCUUUGCUAUCAUUUUUUUGUAUUCCUUAUGCUAAUAAAAAUGAAGUUUGUAUUAGUUUGAUUAAUGAUAAUAUACAGGAUGAAGUUUGUAUUAGUUUGAUUAAUGGUAAUAUACAGGAUGAAGUUUGUAUUAGUUUGAUUAAUGAUAAUAUACAGGAUGAAGUUUGUAUUAGUUUGAUGAAGUUUGUAUUAGUUUGAUUAAUGAUAAUAUACAGGAUGAAGUUUGUAUUAGGUUGAUUAAUGGUAAUAUACAGGAUGAAGUUUGUAUUAGUUUGAUUAAUGGUAAUAUACAGGAUGAAGUUUGUAUUAGUUUGAAUAAUGAUAAUAUACAGGAUGAAGUUUGUAUUAGUUUGA
Saccostrea echinata is the source of this 1853-nucleotide messenger RNA. Its product is annotated as sushi, nidogen and EGF-like domain-containing protein 1. NCBI's taxonomy places the organism in Eukaryota, Metazoa, Mollusca, Bivalvia, Ostreida, Ostreidae. Gene Ontology annotation, biological process: Notch signaling pathway. The coding region runs from base 1 to 1236 and encodes 411 amino acids. The transcript has 6 exons. Gene Ontology annotation, molecular function: Notch binding; calcium ion binding. The record is from RefSeq and is a predicted model, not a curated record.